CUUAAGGCCUUGUUUGGCUGGAAAAGAAAAUAAUAAUAAAAAAUAACCAUUAGGCUCGGACCAGGCCCCAACCGGCUUAAAAAAUAAAACGAUACAGUUGUAUACUCUAUUAAAAAUUUCCGGUCAUCACUCUUUCUAAUAGAAUUAUUAGAGGCUUAGUAUUGUAGUUUACAUUAAACUCUCUUUAAUAUAAAUAUAUCUGUCAGGGCUCCUUAGGGAGUAACAUUUUCCAUUAUUCUCACAUGCUAUCAAGAGCACAUUAAUUUUUUUUCGAUCUUCUCUCACUACACGUUUGGCGCCGCGAGCUAACCCUAGAGCCGCCGCGAGCUAACACUAGCGCCGCCAUGGUUUAUUCUCCUGCGCCAUGACGACUUCCGCAGCCCUCAGCACGGUGUCCUCUCCGGCCCAGCAACCUUCCCCUGUCGUGGCCAGCAUGUAGAGCCAUUAACCGGCGCUCCACUGACUUUUGGAACGCAGCCGCCGCGCACUUCCUUCUCUACCGGUGUGAUGUUCUCCUCCAAUUUUGCAUCACCAAGCCGGAUCUCUCUGCCAUAUUCUCUGUUCCAGAAUGUCCCAACAGUGUUUGCAUGGUCAGCUCCAGUUCUUGUGCAGGUCGUACCUCUAGAACCGCCACCCUUUUCGACUGGAUCAUCGUUUGUCAGUCCCAUCUUUGUCGGCUCACCUGGUGUCUUCUUCGUUGUACCACCCUCUCGUACACCAGCAGGCAGCCCGGUCGGAUCCCUUCUCACUGAUCUUGCUCAAAUCAUCUCUCAUGUGACAACCAAUGUCACAAAUAUUGUGACUACCAAACUUUUAGCGGUGGAAGACUACACUACUUGGCGGACACAGUUCGAAUCGUUUCUGAUGUCCCAAGCUCUCCUUGGCAUGGUUGAUGGCUCCAUUCAGGUACCACCUCCUUAUUCCAUGGAUGCUCUUAACCGUCAAACUCCCAAUUCGGGAUUUUUCACUUGGUUGAGAAUUGAUCAAACAAUCUGUUGGUUAUUUGCAACCUUGUCGCGGGAUGUUCUUAUAGAUGUUCCUGAUUUAAAACAUUCCUAUGAGAUUUGGAAACGGUUGGAGUCUCGAUUUAUGUCUGCCAGUUUAGUCCGAUCUAUGGAAUUAAAACGGUUAUUUAAUCAAAUAAAAAAGAAACCUGAUCAGUCCAUGGAUAAUUAUCUGCGAGAAAUUAAAACAUUAGCUGAUGAUCUUGCCACAAUCAAUUACCAUGUGCCUCCUUGUGAAUUAUUAAAGACUACUAUUAUGAGACUGGGACCUGAGUAUGAAUCUUUAUUCACCGCUGUGUCAUUAUUUGGACAAAAUUUCCCAUUUGAAACUCUCCGUAAUGAUCUUCUUGAGUUAGAACAAUGAGUUAUUUAUCUACGCUCCCAGGAGUCCUCGUCCCUCCAUCAGGCUUUCGGCGCAGCUGUCACUUUCCCCGGACAGCCCACUGGCCAGCAGACGGGCCAACAGCAGUCGGGUGCACACUACCCGGUCGGGCAGUCCCACACCCGGUCAGGCAACAACGGUAGACAGGCUCCCAGCAGAGAGGCAGAUGCCGUGGUCGCGGGAGAGGCCGCGGUGGCAGGGGGCGUGGUCGAGGACAGUAUCCAGUCCAGUAUGGUCAGCCGCUGGCAUACUGGUAUCCUCAGCGGCAGUCUGUUUAUAACCCCAGAGGGGGUGGUCGGCCAGGUUCAGCUGGAUAUGCUCCACACGCAGGGGGUGUGGCAUCUAUAGGUACUGUUAUUUGUGAUUCUGCUAUGUCACAUUUAAAUAUUAAUGCAUUACUUGUUUGUGUUACUAACCUUAGUUCUGUAGGCUUGACAUCAGAUGAGGGUAUUCUUGGAUCUGUUCCCCAUCCUGUUGUCUGUCAGAUUUGCUUUUCUGCAGGUCAUUCUGUUGUUACCUAUCCUUCUCGUUUCACACAACCAUCCGCUCCUGCUCUGUUGACUACUCCUGGUGAAGCUAAUCCUACUUUAUGGUUUCCCGAUUCGGGAGCUUCUGCUCAUAUGACUGCAUCUGAAAGUAAUUUAGUUAAUAAAUCUCCCUACACCGGACAUAAUUGUGUUAGUGUUGCCAAUGGUGCCUAUCUCUCCAUUCAUCAUGUUAGUGAUGUUGCAUUAGUUACUUCUGGUCGUCCUCUCACGUUAAAAUCUGUUUAUCAUGUGCCUCAUUUAAAAUAUAAUUUAAUUUCAAUUCAAAGGCUCUGCGCUGAUAAUAACUGUACUGUAUUUUUUGAUAAAAAAUCUUUUUUGAUUAAGCACAAAGCAUCGGGGGCAGUGCUUCUGCGAGCUAACAGUAGUGGGCCACUUUAUCCUAUCAGUCUGCCAUUAUCAUCACCAUUAGUUUUGCUUCAGUUUUAGCUUCUGAUCCUGUGUGGCAGCGUAGAUUAGGUCACUGCGUUGAUAGUAUUUUACAGUUUCUUAAGAGAAAACAAUUUUUAUGUAGUCAUUCUCCUUUUACUCAUGAGUGUGUGGCUCGUCGCUUAGGAAAAUCACAACGUUUGCCUUUUAUGGAUGCUAGUGAUAAUUCUAUUUUUCCUCUUGAAAUUAUUCAUUCUGAUGUGUGGCAAUCUCCUGUGUAUUCUAAUCUGGGAUUCAAGUAUUACGUGUGUUUUAUUGAUGAUUUUUCUCGUUAUACUUGGAUUUAUCCCAUGUGUCACAAAAAUGAGGUUUUUAUGCACUUUAAAAAUUUUAAAGCUUUGGUUGAAAAUAUUUUUAAUCAGAAAAUUAAAAUUUUUCAAAGUGAUGGGGGAGGUGAAUUUGUUAAUCAUAAUAUGCAGCAAUUCUUUUCAGAUAAUGACAUUUAUUUUCAGUUAACUCGAACCAUGCUUCUUGAAGCCUCUGUUCCGAGUUAAUAUUGGGUUGAUGCCAUUUUUAUUGCUGCCUAUAUCAUUAAUAGAUUACCGUCUCCUACCUUAAAUGGCCUUUCUCCGUAACAAAAACUUUUUAACCGUGUUCCGGACUACUCAUUUUUGCGAGUAUUUGGAUCCGCAUGCUAUCCUAAUUUUUCGGCCACAUCAGCUAAUAAAUUAUCACCUCGUUUUAUUCAGUGUGUUUUUAUUGGCUAUGCAUCUGGUUAUAAGGGCUAUAGUUGUUUUGAUCCUAUCACAGGUCGAGUUUAUGUCAGUCGUCACGUUAGGUUUCAUGAGGACACAUAUCCCUUUAAAACACUUUCAUUACCCGGUCGUUUACCUUCUAGCACCAUUACACCAUCACCAAUGAACCUCACCGAUAUUACCCUUGACCCACCUGCCCAGUCCACUACCCACACCACGAGCCAACUCCCUCCACCGCCCUCAUCACUUUCUUGGUCACCUAUCAAUCCCAGCACUCCUCGUGUACCAUCGCCCUACACAUCCUCCCCCAUAUCACCUCUCUCCUCCCUCGAUAGUACUCCAUCAUGCCAGCCGAAUACAUCUCCGGACACCUCCUCGGCUGACCAUGUCUCCACCGUACCCACCUCCCCUAUGCUCACUACGGUAGUCAAUCAACAUCCCAUGCAAACCCGUGCUAAGUCGGGAAUUUUUAAGCCUAAAACAGUUUUUAAUUUAAGUACGGUUAUUACUCUUGCAGAUCCUACAUGUUUUAUUGAGGCUAAUAAACAUUUAAAAUGGCGUUAGACGAUGGCUGAUGAAUUUAAUGCACUCAUUAAUAAUAACACUUGGGAGUUGUUUCCCUUUGACAGCUCUAAGAAUAUUGUUGGAUGUAAGUGAAUUUAUAAAACUAAAUUUCAUUCUGACGGAUCCUUAGAGCGCCAUAAAGCUGGAUUAGUUGCACAUGGUUUUAAUCAGCAGGCAUGUAUUGAUUUUUCUGAAACUUUCAGUCCUGUCGUAAAACCCACCACCGUUCGUAUUGUACUUACUAUUGCUAUUUCUUUUGGGUGGGUUAUACGCCAACUUGAUGUUAAGAAUGCCUUUGUGCAUGGUCAUCUAACAGAAGAAGUUUAUAUGCGUCAACCCCGUGGUUUUAUUCAUCCACAAUUUCCUAAUCAUAUAUGUCUUUUGCGCAAGGCCAUUUACGGUCUUAAGCAAGCUCCACAGGCCUGGUUCCAUAGAUUUAAUAGCUUUCUUCUGCAACAUCACUUUUCCUGUAGUAAAUCUGACAAUUCUUUGUUCAUUUACCGCCAAAAUAAUACUAUUAUUUAUUUAUUAUUAUAUGUGGAUGAUUUUAUAUUUACUGGCAAUUCGGAGUCAUCUGUUACCCAAUUUAUUUCGAUUAUCUCUAAUCAUUUUGCUAUGAAAGACUUGAGUAAUCUCCAUUAUUUUCUGGGGGUCGAGGCUAUUCGUUCAGCCAAAGGUAUGUUUCUCUCUCAACAUAAAUAUGUUUCUCAUCUUUUAGCCCGCUUUCAUCUUCAUACAGUCAAGCCUGUUCGCACCCCGUUAGCUUCCCGUACCACUCUGUCUCUUUCUGAUGGUGAGUUACUGUCAGAUUCUACUGAGUAUCGCAGCAUGUUGGUUCCUUACAAUAUUUAACUUUGACACGACAAUAUAUUACUUAUGCAGUACACUCAGUGUCUCAGUUCAUGCAUGCUCCUCGUACCACUCAUUUUUUGCAGUCAAGAGAAUUUUCAGGUACUUGAAGGGAACACGAGAUCAUAGGCUAUGGCUUCAGCAGUCUAAUCGGCCAACCUGUGUAGUUGCUUACUCCGAUACUGAUUGAGCAGGUUGUCCUAAUAGUUCUCGGUCUACCACAAGCUUUGCUGUCUUUUUGGGUCCGAAUUUGGUUUCUUGGAAGACUAAGAAGCAGCCUACCGUGUCGAAGUCCUCCACAGAAGCGGAAUAUCGUGCGAUUGCUUACACUGUAAAAGACACACUACAUAUCCGGUAUGUUCUGUUCGAGCUUGGAUGGCCAAUCACGGAGCCGGUUCAUUUAUUGCGUGAUAAUAUCUCUGCUUUUUAUUUGACUGCAAAUCCUGUUCAGCAUGCCCGCAGUAAACAUAUCCAAAUUGAUUAUCACUUUAUUCGCGAACGGGUUGCUCAUGGAGAUCUGAUUGUCAAACAUGUUCCUACUCAUCUACAGCUGACAAAAAUCUUUACUAAAAGUCUCCUUAGUCAACGUUUUCAUUUUUUAAAAGACAAGUUGCGCGUUGUAUCUCCCGCACAGCUUGAGGGUGUGUAAGAGAAUUAUUAGAGGCUUAGUAUUGUACUUUACAUUAAACUCUUUUUAAUAUAAAUAUAUCUGUUAGGGCUUCUUAGGUUGUAACCUUUUCCAUUUUUCUCACACUUUCUUCAUGUCAAUUGCCGAUUUCCGGAAAGCUCUCUAGCACCUCUGUUGCCGACAUGAAUCCACUGCUUAAUAUCUUAGAUGGUCAAGGCGGUGCAGAAUGUCUCGUUUUAUCCUCACAUGUUGCCACUGACGAUCCAAUUAUCUCUUGGGUUUGGUCUUAUAUUUUUAUCAUCUUUUGCAUUCGGGUUAGUUGACUGUGUGGGCAUAUAAAAAUUAUUGAACCAAUGUUCAAUUCUAUUGGGCUGCUCAUGAUGAUUAUUGGGCCUUAAAAAAAUAUUAAUAUGGAUCCAUUCGGAUAAAAUUUAAUAAUUAAAUUAAUUCGGGUCUACAUACCCAAUUGAUUCAAUUAUAAAUUAAAUCUUUAAAAGAAUGGACCAAUCCUAUUAAUUUAUUUAUUUUGAGCCCAGUAUUAAAUAAUGGCCCAAUAAAUAAGAGACAUGAUCCAGUAUAUGAAGAGGAAGACGAAUCUAGUUAAGAAAGCAGUCCAUAUGCAUGGAAAAUGGCUGCGAACCUUGUUAAAAAGGUUGUCCAGAUAGAUCAAACAAGUGCUGAUUUUUUUAGCUAUCAAAUACAAGCAAAUAGAGCCCAAAGCCCAUUUUCUUUGAGACCCUAAGCAUAUGAACGAAUUUCAUGAAACCCUAAAGCAUUUUUUCACCCCCUCACACCUAUAAAUAGGGGUCUCAGUUGAGAGGAAAGGGGAGAGAAUUUUCAGACGAAGAAACGUUGCAGAAAAGCUCUCAAGAACUCCCGAAAGGCUUUGAACGAUUCCGAAGAAGAGGAAUAGAUUAAGGCACGAAUUUUAUUAAGAAUAUAUGAAUAAUCCUUCGUGAUUUCGUCGAUUCUUAAUAAAAUAAAUCCAAAAGUUGAAGAACGUUCAAAGAUCUGAAGAACAGAGCUUGAAGAUUCGAAGAUCUGAAGAACAAGACUUUGAAGAUUCGAAGAUAUGAAGAAUGAAUCUUUGAAGAUUUGAAGAUACUCAUAUGAAGAUUGAAUUGAAAUUCAAUUGAAGAUCAAGCCAUAUAUCCCGGGAGGCCCUUAAACAAAAGAUCAAGCCAUAAAACGGCCCUUUUGUUGAAGAUCAAGCUACUUGAAAACCGGAGGGCCUUCAAGUUGAAUUCUUAAUUCAAGAAGAUUUAAAGAUCUAAC
Messenger RNA from Cuscuta europaea, 6371 nucleotides. The record is from the annotation of a GenBank genome assembly. Lineage: Eukaryota; Viridiplantae; Streptophyta; Magnoliopsida; Solanales; Convolvulaceae.